Messenger RNA from Meloidogyne enterolobii, 1207 nucleotides. The record is from the annotation of a GenBank genome assembly. NCBI's taxonomy places the organism in Eukaryota, Metazoa, Nematoda, Chromadorea, Rhabditida, Meloidogynidae.
AAAAUUUUUAGUGAUAAAAGGAUGGAGCCGGUCAAUAAUAUUAUUUCUAUUUCCAAGGCUAUUUUGACUUUAUUAGAAGAGAAACGGCGUAUUGACGGUGAACUUGCAAAACACGAAGUACUUUUAAUGGCUAAUCUUAAAUUGAUUACAAUGGAACCUCCAAAGACUAUUGACGAACAAAAUUCGCCAGAAUCACCAAUUUCUGGCAAAUCUGAUGGCUUAAACAAUUAUGAGACUCCAUUACAAAUUCCGUUGGAACGCGAGGAUGUUAAGAACAACAGCGAGGAUAAUAUCAAUCAGGAGACACCGGAAGAACAAAAGCCACCUUCUCCAGAGCAAUUGCCUCUUCCGCAGCCCAACUCAAUUUUUGAUGUAGAAGUUUCUCCUUUGUCUGUCAGCCACAGCAACAAUAACGUCAACAGUGCUGUUGAGGCUCCUCUUUCUGAUGAUGAAACUUUGGAAGUUACUGAUGAAGUUGAACGUGAAAUUGAUCAAGUUGGCAAUGGAGAACGUAAUUUGGCUGAUGCUGGACUUGGUGUUCUACUUCAAGAGCCUCCAACAAAUUUUACUAUGAAACUCGACUUCAGCCUCAAUGAUCUUUUUGCUACUGCCCAAGACAAUUUUCAUUCAACAGAACAAAUAAUUAACAACUUUAAAUGGAUUUUGAAAAUUAAUUAUAGAAAACAACAAGAGUUUAAAGGGAAAACAAUUCCUCUUUCUUUGGGUAUUUUUGUUCAAUGCAAAGGGCCUUUAAAUGAGAAUAAUCGAGGAAGUUGUAUUGUGAAUGAACUCAAUUUCAAAAUUCAUAAUUGGAAUCAGGGCGUUCCCGGGUUGAUGAAGACAAGAGGUUGCUCAACUCCGUUUGAGCCGCCAUUUACUUCAACUACCGGUGUUUGGUUUAAUUUGGAUAAAAAGAAGAAAAUGAUCGAAGAAGGACUUGUUACCAGAGAAGAUCUGAGAAUUCGUGUUUCGGUUGUGCUUAUAUUCCGCCAUCCACACAAUUCUAACUCGGCUCAAAGUAUUCCAGAUGACUAAGGACCGAUUUAAAUAUUGAGAGGAAAUAUUGUUAUGAAGAUAAGUUAAAUUGUUGGAAAUUUUUAUUGGAUUUUUAAAAAUGUUGAGGGGAAUUUUAUUGUUAAAAAUAUUUAAUUUUGGUUGUUUUUGGCUAUUUUUAAUAAAUUCUUUUUUAGUAAAUAAAUUUUUUUAC